AUGGCACUUAGAUUUACGCUAUUGUUAGCCGCCUUGGCCAUUACCAUUCCAUGCCUCGAGGCUAACAUUGGAGAGAUUGACGACUAUCUGGAAGAGAAAGCAGAGCAGGCCCACCGAAUGGCUCUCGAGACCUACGAUGCCGACCCUUUAAACGUUACGUCCGAGCUUAACAUGCAUGUUCACCUUGCGAUGGAUGAAGCCAACAGCAGUAGAGGGAGGGACCUGAGGGAGAAGAAGAGACGCAAGGAAAGAUGCAUAGCCACCAACCCAAUCGACCGAUGCUGGAGAUGCGACCCAAACUGGGAGAAGAAUCGCUUUAGGUUAGCCGAAUGCGCCAUCGGUUUCGGCCGCAAGGCCAAAGGAGGUUUGGGCGGUCCGAUCUACGUCGUCACCGAUGAUUCCGACAUCGACAUGGUUAACCCCAAACCCGGAACUCUCAGGCACGCGGUGAUCCAGAAGGGGCCUUUGUGGAUCGUAUUCGAACGCAACAUGGUGAUCAAGUUGAAGGAGGAGUUGCUGGUGUCAUCGGACAAGACCAUCGACGGUCGUGGAGCCAAUGUUCAGAUCAGAAACGGUGCCGGCAUCACUUUGCAGUUCGUGAAUAACGUCAUCAUCCACGACCUUCGCAUUCGCAACAUCAAACCUAAGAACGGCGGUACAAUAAGGGACUCCGUCGACCACAUUUCGGUUAGAACCAGAAGUGACGGCGACGCCAUCGGCCUCUUCGGUGCCACCAAUAUUUGGAUCGAUCAUAUCUCCCUCGCCAACGCCGAGGACGGCCUCAUCGACGUCAUCAUGGGUUCCACCGGCAUUACCAUCUCGAAUUGCCACCUGACCAGACACAACGAUGUGAUGCUCUUCGGAGGUGGUGACGUGUAUCGGCAGGACAAGGUGAUGCAGAUAACAGUCGCGUUCAACCACUUCGGGAACGGAUUGAUACAGAGGAUGCCGAGGUGCAGAUAUGGGUUCUUCCACGUGGUGAACAACGAUUAUACUCACUGGAUAAUGUACGCCAUUGGAGGAAGCUCGAACCCGACCAUACUGAGCCAAGGAAAUCGAUUCAUUGCUCCGAACAACGACGCGACGAAGGAGAUUACGAAUAGGGUCGGAACGCCGCCGUCGGUGUGGAAAGACUGGCAAUGGCAAUCGGAGAAUGACCAGUUGGAUAACGGAGCCGUUUUCAUUCAAUCGGGAGGUCCAAUAACCUCCGUCGACAGAGGAAGUUUGAUCCCACCGAGACCUGGCAUUGAAGCUCCAUUGCUUGCAAAAUAUUCGGGUGCGCUAGCCUGCAGGCGUGGGAAGCCAUGUUAG
Molecule: messenger RNA, 1311 nt
Organism: Neltuma alba
Lineage: Eukaryota; Viridiplantae; Streptophyta; Magnoliopsida; Fabales; Fabaceae
Product: probable pectate lyase 3
Exons: 3
Coding region: 1-1311 (436 amino acids)
Molecular function (GO): pectate lyase activity
Source: RefSeq, a predicted model, not a curated record